AUGGCGACCAACGGUCAAGUCAACGGCGCUGCCGUUAAUGAGCCGCAUAAAUCGUUUGACACGAUCCUCGUCCUCGAUUUUGGAUCUCAGUACUCUCAUCUGAUCACUCGGAGGCUCAGAGAGAUCAACGUCUAUUCUGAAAUGCUGCCAUGUACCCAGAAGAUCGCAGAACUGCCCUGGAAACCAACCGGAGUCAUUCUCUCGGGCUCGCCCUACUCGGUCUAUGAUGCAGAUGCGCCGCAUGUCGACCCAGCUGUCUUUGAACUAGGUGUUCCCAUCCUCGGCAUAUGCUAUGGGCUUCAAGAGCUGGCCUGGCACCACGGCAAGAACGUGGCGGCCGGUGACAAGAAAGAGUACGGGCACGCCUAUCUGAACAUUCAGCGGCACACUGGCAAGCAGGAACAUAUCGACAGACUUUUCGAAGGCCUGGACGACCAGACUGAAGUUUGGAUGAGCCAUGGAGACAAGCUUUCCAAAUUGCCCGAUAGCUUCGAACCCAUUGCGAGCACCAAGAAUGCCCCUUUUGCAGGUAUCGCGAGUACGGAUAAGCCUUAUUUUGGCAUCCAAUUCCAUCCCGAGGUGACGCAUACUCCUUGUGGGAAGGAAGUGAUCAAGAACUUUGCAGUCAACAUCUGCAAGGCGCGCCAAGAAUGGAGCAUGGAGGCCUUUGUUGACAAGGAGAUCGAACGAAUCCGCGCUACUGUCGGACCCAAGGGCCAAGUGAUUGGAGCCGUUAGCGGAGGUGUCGACUCGACAGUCGCUGCUAAGCUGAUGCAACAGGCCAUUGGCGAUCGCUUCCAUGCUGUGCUGGUCGACAACGGCGUGCUGCGCAUGGACGAGGCCAAGACUGUGGAGAAGAGGCUGCGAGAACACCUUCAGAUCAACCUUGAAGUAGUAGAUGCAACUGAUUUGUUCCUUGGUAAGCUCAAAGGGGUGGCCGACCCGGAAAAGAAGCGCAAGAUCAUUGGCAACACCUUCAUCGAGAUCUUCCAGGACAAAGCCAAGGCUAUUGCGAAAGCCGCGGAGCAGACACCAAGUGCCGGCGAUAUCGAGUUUCUGCUGCAAGGCACACUCUACCCAGACGUCAUCGAAAGCAUUUCUUUCAAAGGCCCUUCAGCCACUAUCAAGACCCACCACAAUGUGGGAGGUUUGCUCAAAGAUAUGCACUUGAAGCUUAUUGAGCCACUUCGAGAGCUUUUCAAAGACGAGGUCAGAGCACUUGGAACUACUCUUGGCAUCCCCGAGGAAUUGGUCUGGAGACAUCCCUUCCCAGGACCGGGUUUGGCUAUCCGUAUCCUCGGGGAGAUCAACGAGGAGCAGCUUCGAAUCGCUCGCGAGGCGGACAAAAUCUUCAUCGACGAGAUCGUGGCAGCCGGCCUGUACCGGAAGACCUCGCAAGCAUUCGCUGCUCUGUUGCCGGUCAAGGCUGUGGGUGUCAUGGGCGACAAGAGAGUGCAUGCACAGGUCAUCGCUCUCCGCGCAGUGGAGACGACGGAUUUCAUGACGGCAGACUGGUAUCCCUUCGAUGGCGAGUUCUUGAAGCGUGUCAGUCGUAGGAUUGUUAACGAGGUCGAUGGCGUCUGUCGAGUCGUUUACGAUGUCACCAGCAAGCCGCCUGGCACCAUAGAAAUGGAGUAA
Cyphellophora europaea CBS 101466 is the source of this 1638-nucleotide messenger RNA. RefSeq names its product GMP synthase [glutamine-hydrolyzing]. Gene Ontology annotation, molecular function: ATP binding; GMP synthase (glutamine-hydrolyzing) activity; GMP synthase activity. The record is from RefSeq and is a predicted model, not a curated record. NCBI's taxonomy places the organism in Eukaryota, Fungi, Ascomycota, Eurotiomycetes, Chaetothyriales, Cyphellophoraceae. The transcript is spliced from 2 exons. Gene Ontology annotation, biological process: GMP biosynthetic process. The coding region runs from base 1 to 1638 and encodes 545 amino acids. Gene Ontology annotation, cellular component: cytosol.